AUGAGAGACUUGAAGACCCAGAAUGAGUCUGAGGCCGAUACCUCGUCUGGAUCUGAUGACCUUAUCUUCUUUGUCAAUGGCAAAAAGAUUGUUGAAAAGAACCCUGACCCAGAGAUGACCCUCUUGUUCUACCUGCGAAGAAAAUUGGGUCUGACUGGGACCAAACUGGGCUGUGCUGAGGGCGGAUGUGGUGCCUGCACCGUUAUGAUCUCUCGCUUUGAUCUGGACUCACAGCGUCCUCUUCAUCUCGCGGUGAAUGCGUGCUUGGCUCCUCUCUGCUCUCUGCAUCUCUCCGCUGUCACCACUGUUGAAGGCAUCGGCUCCACGGCCCGGAAACUGCACCCAGUCCAGGAGCGCAUCUCUCGGGCUCACGGAUCUCAAUGUGGCUUCUGUACACCGGGACUCGUCAUGUCCAUGUAUGCUCUGCUUCGAAACCACCCCAAACCCAACAUGGACCAUCUUCAUGAGGCUUUUCAGGGCAACUUGUGUCGCUGCACCGGAUACAGGCCCAUUCUGGAGGGCUUCAAGACCUUCACUCAGGAUGGAGGCUGUGGAGCGACACAGAGCGGCUGCUGUCAGACCAAAGACCAGGGUCCAGCCCAGAACGGAGGCUGCUGCCGGGGGAGAGCUGAGGGCUGCUGCAUGGACCAGGACCAGGGUCUGGACCAGGAGCAGGACCAGGGUUUAAGCGUCACUCUCUUUGACCCCAAAGACUUCAUGCCCUUUGAUCCAACACAAGAGAUCAUCUUCCCCCCUGAACUCAGCUCAAUGACCCGGUCAACAAAGUCCCGGUCUCUGGUCUUCAGAGGUCCACGUUGUAUCUGGAUCCAGCCGGACUCUUUGGAUCAAAUGCUAAAGAGGAAAUGGACAGACCCCGAGUCCAGGAUAGUAACCGGGAACACGGAAGUGGGAAUUGAAAUGAAGUUUAAACACUUGGUGUAUCCGGUGAUGAUUUCUCCCACUCAGGUCCCAGAGCUGAACUCAGUGCGACACACAGAGACAGGUAUUGAGUUUGGCGCUGCAGUGACCCUCGACCACAUGGGGGCGGUUCUACAGGACGCUGUGAUGUCACUGCCCGUGCAUCAGACAGAGGUGUUCAGGGCCGUCCUAGAGCAGCUGCGAUGGUUCGCCGGGAAGCAGAUCCGUAAUGUGGCUGCUCUUGGGGGAAACAUUAUGACAGCGAGUCCCAUCUCAGACCUGAACCCAGUGUUGAUGUCUGCGGCGGCAAAACUCACUCUCAGAGACAUAGAGGGCUGCAGAGUGGUGCAGAUGGACCAGGACUUCUUCACAGGAUACAGACGGACACUGGUGCGACCUUCUGAAGUGCUUGUGAGCGUGGAGGUUCCAUACAGCGCAGAGGGUCAGUUUGUUCGGGCCUAUAAAACAUCUCGCCGACGAGAAGAUGACAUCAGCGUAGUGACAGCAACAUUUACUGUGAUUUUUGAACCUCGCUCGAGCCAGGUUCAGGACUUGAGGCUGGCUUUUGGAGGAAUGGCUCCAACCACUGUCCUGGCCCUGAAAACACGGAACGCACUCAGAGGGAGGUCAUGGGGGGAGGAGCUCCUGCAGUCUGCCUGCAGCUCAUUGGCAGAGGAGAUGACCCUCCAGCCCUCAGCUCCAGGGGGUAUGGUGUCCUACAGGAGAACUUUAGUUCUGAGUCUGUUCUACAAGUUCUACCUCAGCGUCCUGCUAAACCUCAAAGAACAGGGAGUGGAAGUGGAGCCGGUUCCUGCAGACUGUGUCAGUGCUACAGAAGUGUUCCACCCUCCAGCGCCCUCUAGUGUGCAGGUCUUUCAGGCGGUCCCCACAGGCCAGAGGUGCGAGGAUGUGGUGGGACGUCCCCUGAUGCAUGUGAGCGCUCAGCAGCAGGCCACAGGAGAGGCUCAGUAUUGCGACGACAUCCCCAUGCACGACAACGAGCUGCACCUCACGCUGAUCUGCAGCACCAGGGCACAUGCCAAAGUCCUGUCUAUUGAUUGCUCAGAAGCCAGGGCGAUGCCAGCUGUGGUCUGCAUUCUGCUCGCGGAGGAUGUGUCUGGAUCCAACCGGACUGGUCCCAUAGUCUAUGAUGAGACCGUGCUGGCCCAGGGAGAGGUGACAUGUGUGGGUCAUGUAAUCGGGGCAGUCGUUGCGGAGACUCAAGCUGACUCCCAGAGAGCUGCCAAGUCCGUCAAGAUCCAGUAUCAGGAUUUGCCAGCCGUCAUCUCCAUUCAGGAAGCAAUAGAGAGUCAAUCAUUCUAUCAGCCAAUCAGGACAAUUCAAAAGGGAGAUCUGGAGGCGGGCUUUAAGCAGGCUGACCACAUUGUGGAGGGGGAGCAGCACAUAGGGGGGCAGGAGCACUUUUACCUGGAGACAAACGCCACAGUGGCCGUACCCCGAGACCAGGACGAGAUCGAAGUCUUCAGCUCCACACAGUCUCCAUCCAAGACCCAAUCCCUUGUGGCCAAAGCUCUGGGAAUCCCGUCCAACCGAGUCCACGUCAGAGUGAAGCGGAUGGGAGGAGGCUUCGGAGGAAAGGAGUCCAGAACCACCAUCCUGUCCACAGUAGUGUCCCUCGCUGCACACAGGUUGCGGCGUCCUGUGCGCUGCAUGUUGGACAGAGACGAGGACAUGUUGGUGACUGGAGGACGUCACCCAUUUUACGCCAAGUACAAGGUGGGCUUCUCUGAGUCUGGCAAGAUUCUGGCUCUGGAUGUCACCUUCUACAGUAAUGCGGGAAACUCCAUGGACCUGUCUCUGUCUGUGAUGGAGAGGGCUCUGUUCCACAUGGAGAACUCGUACCUGGUGCCAAACAUUCGGGGACGUGGUGUUGUGUGCCGGACCAACCUCCCCUCCAACACAGCCUUCAGGGGCUUCGGGGGGCCGCAGGGCAUGAUGGUCUGUGAGGACUGGAUCACAGCCAUUGCCCUGAAGCUGGGGAGGCCCACUGAGCAGAUCCGGGAGCUGAACCUGUACUCUGAGGGGGACCGUACACCUUAUAACCAGCUGCUGGAGGGAUUCACUCUGCAACGCUGUUGGGACGAGUGUUUGAUUCGAGCCAAGGUCCAGGAGAGACGAGCCCACAUCCAAGAAUUCAACAGACAAAACCGCUGGACCAAACGCGGUCUUGCUGUGGUUCCCACAAAGUUUGGUAUCGCGUUCACUGCAACCUUCCUUAACCAGGCCGGAGCUCUGGUCCACAUUUACACUGAUGGCUCGGUUCUUUUGGCUCAUGGAGGGACUGAAAUGGGCCAAGGACUUCACACCAAGAUGAUCCAGGUACUAAUCAGACCAGUCUCCUCCACUUCUCUCUCCAUCUGCACUCCUCAGAUGACUCUCUCUCGUCCUCGCUCGCUCACGCAUCUCAUCCUCGCACUAAUCCGGGCUCCUCCUUUCUCCCUCUCCAUCCUCUCUCUCCAGGACUUCAAUCUUCUCCUGUCGUCUCUCUCCGCACUCCGCCUCCCCUCCUAUCUCUCAUCCUCUCUCCCUCCUCUCAUCACCCUAUCUCCUCUCUCCUCCUCUCGUCUCUCUCUCCCCUCUCUCUCACCUCUCUCUCGUCUCUCUCGUCUCUCCACUCUCUCUCCUCUCACUCUCUCUACUCUCAAAGGAUCUCUCUCUCUCUCUCUACAGUCCUCUCUCUCAUCUCAUCUCUCUCCCUCUCAUCCAUCCUCACCGCUCUCCGCACCUUCUCUCUCUCUCUACUUCAUCUCCUCUCCACUCUCUCCUCCUACUCCUCUACUCCCUCUCUCUCCUCCUCCACUACUCUCACCUCUCUCUCUCGCCAUCUCCGCUCCUCUCGCGCCCUCCUCUCGCUCUCAUCUCCACACUCCUCUCCUCUCUCCUCCUCUCUUCCUCUCCUCCCCCUCAUCCCCCUCUCCUCCAACCCAUCCCAUCCUCCACUGCCCUCUCCUCCGCCUCUCUCUCUCUCUCCCCUCUCUUCGCCGCUCUCUCCUCUCCCACACGCCUCGCGCCUCUCCUCUCUACCCUCCACUUCCUCUCCCCCUCUCCUCACUCGCACCGCCUCGAUCUCUCCUCUCACACACCUCUGUCUCCGCCAUCCUCGUCUCUCUAACGCUCCUCACUCUCCUCCCUCGUCUCUCCCCUCCCCCUCUCUCGCUCCGCUCACUCUCUCCCUCUCCCUCUGAUCUCCAAUCCCCCUCUCAUCCUCUCGCUCUCUCACUCGCUCAUCUCCCUAACUCGCUCCUCUCCCCGCCUCUCUCGCCCGCACUCUCUCACUCCCGGCAGUCUCUCCUCACCGCAUCCUCUCUCUCUCUCGCUCUCACUCCUCUCUCGCUCCUCUCCUCUCCUCUCACUCGCUCUCUUCCUCUCCUGCGCUCUCCUCUCCUACUCCUUCACUCCCGCGUCUCUCCUCUCUCCUCAUCCACUCCGUCUCCUCUCUCUCCUCACCGCUCCUCUCUCUCUCCUCCUCUCUCUCGCUCACGCCUUCUUCCUCUCUCUCCCUCGCCUCCCUCUCCGUCUCACCUCCAUCUCUCUCCGCAUCUCUCCCGCACGGCGCUCACCCCCGCAUCUCUCCUCUCCCUCUCUCUGCCCUCCGUCUCUCUCCGCUCUCUCCACCCAUCUCGUCCGUCUCUCUCCCGCUCUCCUCCUCUCUCCCCCCCUCUCUCCUCUCCUCUCUCCCUCUCUCCUCUCCACUCGCCCUCUGCUCUCUCCUCUCUCCUCUCGCUCCUCUCCUCAUCCUCCUCUCUCUCUCCUCUCUCCACUCCCUCUCAUCCCCUCCUCUCUCUCGCCUCCCUCUCUCGUCCUCGCCUCUCCUCCAUCUCCUCUCAUCCUGCUCCUCCCUCUCCCCCGCCUCCUCUCCCCUCCUCCUCUCUCUCUCCACCAUCAUCCCUCCCUCUCCCCCUCUCUCUCUCUCUCCACUCUCUCCUCCCUCGCUCCUCUGAUCCUCAUCCUCCCUCCUCCCCGUCGCGCCCCCCUCUCUCGACACAUACAUCCUCCUCUCACCUCCCUCCUCUCCGCGAGCCCCUCUCCACUCCUCUCCCGCCGCGUCUCUCACUCCGCCCUCCGUCCUCCUCUCCCUCUCUCAUCCCUCUGGUCUCUCGUCCCACUGUCGCUCCUGCUCGCCGCAUCUCUCUCCUCCCUCCCCCCCCCUCCCCCUCAUCUCUCUCCUCUCUCGCUACCAAUCUCUUCCGAUCUCCCCAUCAUCUCACGCCCUCGACUCUCCCCCUCGCUCUCCGCACGCCCCUUCUCCUCUCCUCCACCUCCUCCCUCACGUCCGCUCUCUCCCAUACGCUCGCCACUCAAUGUCUUCUCAUCCCCUCGCAUCUCCUCCACGCUCCUCUGUCCUCCUCCGCCUCUCCUCCCUCUCUCUCUCGUUUCUCCUCUCUCCCCCACUCCCCACUAGCCACUCUCAGCUCCCACGCGCUCCCUAAAAUCCUCGUCCAGACGCCUCCUCGUUCUUCUCUUCUCUCCCCCUCUCAUCUCUCCACUCCCACAGCCCUCCAAUCUCCCGCUCACCCGGGCCUACGCCCUACUCUCUCUGAUCGUCUGUCUCCCAAAUACUGUUGCAUCGUCCUUCCUCUCACCCCUCCUCCUCACUCUCCCUCUCUCCCCCCGCCUUACUCACCAUCCAUCCAACUCUUCUCUCACUACCUCUCCUCCUCUCUCUCGCCCUCGCCGCCAGUCAAUUCCUCAUCUCCCUCCAUCUCGACCUCCUCGGUCUCAAUCGACGCUGCUCUUCUCUCGCCUCUGCUCCUCUCCUUCUCUCCUCUCAAUCACUUCGAGAAUCCCCAUCCGUCCGAGAUCUUCUCAAUCUCGCUCUCGCGUCAACCGACUCCCGCUCCCUCUCUCUCAUAUCCCCCCGACCUCUCUCUCACUCUCCUCUCAGCUCCUCGGCUCCUCUCUCCAAACCCUUCUCGCCAACUCCGUCCCCAUCCGCCAAUCACUCCUCUCUCAGUCUCCCAGUCUCCACCGGCUCCCUCACUAGCGUCUCCACAAUCACCCCUCUCCUCCCCGCCACCGUCCUUCUCCCUCCCCGCUCAACACUCUCCCAUCGUCUCCCUUCUGAUCUCGCUCUCCAGUCGUCACUCCCACGCACUUAACCUCGUCCUCUCUUCUUUCCUCUCUCUCUCUCUCUCUCUCUGCAGUGUGCAGCAGAGCUCUGGGUGUUCCUGUCCGACCGCGGCCUCUGCCUCGUCAGACCUGAACGGAGCCGCCGUCCUCAAAGCGUGUGACAUCCUGAACCAGAGACUGCUGCCCUACAAGGACCGGGACCCUCACAGGCACCUGGGAGAGCUGGGACUUCCAGAUCUGGGCUAUAUGACGUUGAGAACCAAACUCGCCCGCGCCUUUAACGAGUUCCAGUUAGGAUCUGCUGCAGGUGGAGGUGGAGGUGGACCUGUCGCACUGGAGUUCAUAAGCUUCCAGGUCAUCCAGCUUGUUACGGAGAGAUUGCGCGUUCUCAAGCAGGAUGGAUGGGAGCGCGGUCAUCCGUCGCCGGUCCUGGAGGCACAAGCGCUUCAGUCUCCGGUGGACACCCCCUCGUCUUCCCCUUUUGCGGCGUACGGGUCGAGCCGCCGUUUUGCAAAGCUCCAGCGGGAUGUCUGGCGGUGGAUCCGCGGCCCGCUCGGAGAACCGGAGCUGUAG
Molecule: messenger RNA, 6582 nt
Organism: Knipowitschia caucasica
Lineage: Eukaryota; Metazoa; Chordata; Actinopteri; Gobiiformes; Gobiidae
Source: the annotation of a GenBank genome assembly